Molecule: messenger RNA, 1398 nt
Organism: Carica papaya (papaya)
Lineage: Eukaryota; Viridiplantae; Streptophyta; Magnoliopsida; Brassicales; Caricaceae
Source: RefSeq, a predicted model, not a curated record
AUGGAACUACCGAGGUACGUCGUGAUCAAAUCACCCGAAAACCAGAAAUAUCUCCGGUACAUCUACGAAGAUAUUCAGGUGCAUGGUCUUCUCCAGUUCUCCGGAGAAGAAGUCGUGAGUCCUUACGUCAAGUUCGAGGUUGAACCGGCAAAGAUCGGGAAAGGACUAGUCCAUAUAAGGUGCUGUUACAAUAACAAAUACUGGGUAAGAUGGACUGACAAAAACUACUGGAUUGUUUCUGCAGCGGAUCAUCCGGAAGAAGACGACUCGAAAUGGAACUGUACUUUGUUCAAACCCAUCGUCGUUGAUGGUGAUCUUCAGAACGUGAGACUCUUACACGUUCAACUCAAUCAAUACUGUGGUUUAUGGUGGACCAACACACACCAUAACAAAUGCUUGUUCGCCGGAGCGAAAACACCAGACCAAUACCCUGUAACAAAAAUUGCAGUUCUCGACUGGGAAUCAUUUCUGAUAUUUCCUAAACAUGUUGCCUUCAAAGGUGACAAUGGUUUGUUUCUCAGUGCUCGAUGGAUCAAUGGACUCCCUCAUCAUGAAUUCGCCAUAGACGAUGUGGGACAUCCCUCGGUGGGAUACGAGAUUUUCACAACUCAUGAUGGGUCCAUCCGGGUCAAGUCUGAUUACUUUGGUAAAUUCUUGGCUCGUCGUAGAUACGACUGGUUAUUAGCUGAUGUAAAUGAAGAUGAUAAAACUCCCGACAGCCUUUUCUGGCCUGUCAAAGUUGAUACCAACAUCGUCGCGCUUAAAAACUUGGGUAAUAAUUUUUUCUGCAAGCGACUCACGGCUGAAGGCAAGACGAAUUGUCUAAACGCCGCCGUUCCGACGAUUGCUAGAGAGGCACGACUGGAGGUUGUUGAACUGGUGGUUUCCCGGCAGAUCUAUAACGUAAACUUCCGUCUCCUCGAUGCUCGGAUCUAUAACGAGAAACCUAUUAGCAUGACGAAGGGAUAUGCAGUGAACAGUUCAAGUCAAUCCAAUGAAGCUGAAGUGAAGUUGACUUACACAGAGACCACGAGCAGUACAUGGAACGCCAGCGUUUCGCUGAAACUUGGUGUUCAUACCACCAUCAAAACUGGAAUACCAUUUAUAGCGGAAGGUCAGAUUGAUAUCUCGGCGGAUUUGGAAGGAUCAUACGAGUGGGGGAAAACCAGAGAAGAAUCGAAAGUGAUCGAGACUGUUUACAAGGUCACCGUGCCCCCGAAUACUAAAAUGACGAUCACCUUGCUGGCGACGAAAGGUUCCUGCGACGUCCCAUUUUCGUAUUCUCAGCGGGACACUCUGACGAACGGAAUGCAAGUCACCCGCUACCUGCACGACGGGAUUUACACAGGUAUCAAUUGCUUCAAUUUCAAGUACGAGACUAAAGAAGAGAAGCUGUGA